AUGGGGGAUAGCAGACCAGACAGCUCUCUAGGAGAUGACCAAGGGGGGCCUGACCACCAUCCACCUGUGAGGGUGCAGAAUUGGGCCUUGUGUUUUUCAGACUGUGUCCCUCUGCGUGGCCCCAGCAAGGUGACAGGCACUGUGGGGGAGUCCCUGAGUGUGCGGUGUCAGUACGAGGAGGAACACAAGACUAACGACAAAUACUGGUGCAGAGUGUCACUGCUAACACCAUGUAAAGAGAUUGUCAAGACCAGAGCCUCAAAAGAAGCUGGGAAAGGCCGAGUGUCCAUCAGGGACCAUCCAGCCAACCUUACCUUCACAGUGACCUUGGAGAACCUCACCCUGGAGGAUGCAGGCACCUACAAGUGUGGGGUGGACACGCCAUUUUUUGAUGACAGAUCCUCUGUGAAAAUCAAUCCCUCCUUUGGGAUUGAUAACUCCUUCAAGGUUGUGGUGUCCGUGGUCCCAGCUCCAGUCACAGUCUCUAUACCGAAGAUCAUAGCAAAUAUCCUGGGGUCCCCCACAUCCUCACCAGUGCACACUCAGUCCAGCGUGACCACAGAGGAUACAACUUCUGGUCCCAGCCUACCACCCCGGCCCCUGCUGAGUAGCAUCUACUUCCAGGUCCUGGUCUUUCUGGAGGUGCCCCUGCUCCUGAGCAUGCUCAGUGCCGUCCUCUGGGUGAACAGGCCUCAGCGGUGCUCUGGGGAGAAGCAGCACUGUCCCGAUUAUGAGAAUCAGUGAGGUCUGUUGACGUCGAAGCCCUGUCCAU
Messenger RNA from Peromyscus californicus insignis, 772 nucleotides. Its product is annotated as CMRF-35-like molecule 4. Gene Ontology annotation, cellular component: plasma membrane. Lineage: Eukaryota; Metazoa; Chordata; Mammalia; Rodentia; Cricetidae. The record is from RefSeq and is a predicted model, not a curated record. The transcript has 4 exons. Bases 1 to 744 code for a protein of 247 amino acids. Gene Ontology annotation, molecular function: transmembrane signaling receptor activity.